Messenger RNA from Myodes glareolus (Bank vole), 6081 nucleotides. It is a transcript of the gene Obsl1, whose product is annotated as obscurin like cytoskeletal adaptor 1. Gene Ontology annotation, molecular function: protein binding. Lineage: Eukaryota; Metazoa; Chordata; Mammalia; Rodentia; Cricetidae. The record is from RefSeq and is a predicted model, not a curated record.
GGGCUGGGAAGAGAGGCUCCUGAGAGCAGGAAGCCAGGCCGCGGGCAGAGCCUACAGGGCCCCUCGCACAAGCAAACAGGAAGGACUGCCCCCUGAGUUCUGGGCUGCGGGCCCGGGAAUCGCCGCGCAGCAGGGCUGCAGCUCAGGUCGAGGAGAAGGAGGCGGGCAGGCACCGGAGUUCCACGGGUCCCAGUGCUCGCUCCACCACGCUCCGGCCUCGGCUCCCGGCCUUCCCGCGCGCCCAGGCGGGCCAUCUGCUGCGGCCGCGAUGAAGGCUGACUCAGGGGAUCAGGGGAGCCCCCCGUGUUUCCUGCGCUUCCCGCGGCCCGUGCGGGUGGUAAGUGGCGCCGAGGCCGAGCUCAAAUGCGUGGUCCUGGGGGAGCCGCCUCCCACUGUCUUGUGGGAGAAAGGCGGGCAGCAGCUGGUGGCCUCGGAGCGCCUGAGCUUCCCGGAGGACGGCGCCGAGCACAGCCUGCUGCUGAGCGGCGCUCUGCCCACCGACGCCGGGGUCUAUGUGUGCCGCGCCCGCAACGCAGCCGGAGAGGCCUACGCAGCGGCCGCCGUGACCGUGCUGGAGCCCCCCGCUCCAGAGCCGGAGCCCCAGUCCUCUGAUCACCCGCUGCCGCCUCCUGGCACCGGGGAGAGUGCCCCGAUAUUCCUAACAGGGCCCCAGUCUCAGUGGGUGUUGCGCGGGGCGGAGGUGGUGCUGACGUGCCAGGUGGGAGGCCUCCCGGAGCCCAAGCUGUACUGGGAGAAGGAUGGGAUGGCCUUGGACGAAGUGUGGGACAGCAGCCACUUCGCGCUGGAGCCGGGCAGCGGAGCGGGUGGCCGGGGUGCGAGCCUGACGCUGCGCAUCCAGGCUGCGCGGCUGCCCGAUUCUGGGGUGUACGUGUGCCACGCCCGCAACGCGCACGGUCACGCGCAGGCCGGCGCGCUGCUCCAGGUGCAGCAGCCCCACGAGAGCCCGCCCCAGGACCCGGAUGAGCCCCCCGUACCCGUAGUGGAGCCUCUCAAGUGCGCACCCAAGACCUUCUGGGUGAACGAGGGCAAGCAUGCCAAGUUCCGCUGCUACGUGAUGGGCAAGCCGGAGCCCGAGAUCGAAUGGCACUGGGAGGGCCGCCCUCUGCUCCCCGACCGCCGCCGCCUCAUGUACCGCGACCGCGACGGUGGCUUUGUACUUAAGGUGCUCUACUGCCAGGCCAAAGACCGUGGGCUCUAUGUGUGCGCAGCGCGCAACUCGGCUGGCCAGACACUCAGCGCGGUUCAACUGCACGUGAAAGAGCCCCGCCUCCGGUUCACAAGGCCCCUCCAGGAUGUGGAGGGCCGAGAGCAUGGGAUUGUGGUACUGGAGUGUAAAGUUCCCAACUCCCGAAUCCCCACGGCCUGGUUCCGAGAGGACCAACGACUGUUGCCCUGCCGCAAGUACGAGCAGAUCGAGGAGGGCACCGUGAGGCGCCUCAUCAUCCACAGGCUGAAGGCAGACGAUGAUGGCGUCUACCUGUGCGAGAUGCGGGGUCGAGUGCGCACUGUGGCCAAUGUGACGGUCAAAGGACCCAUCUUGAAGCGCUUACCCCGGAAACUUGAUGUCCUGGAGGGAGAGAAUGCCGUGCUGCUGGUGGAGACCCGAGAAGCUGGGGUCCAGGGGUGCUGGAGCCACGACGGGGAGGAGCUGCCAGCCACCUGCCAGAGCAGUUGUGGUCACAUGCAUGCCCUGGUCCUUCCAGGGGUGACCCGAGAAGAUGCUGGCGAGGUCACCUUCAGCCUGGGCAACUCUCGUACCACCACUUUGCUCAGAGUCAAAUGUGUCAAGCACAGUCCUCCUGGGCCCCCCGUAUUGGUUGAGAUGUUCAAAGGCCAAAAGAACACAGUCCUGCUGACCUGGAAGCCCCCUGAGCCGCCCCCAGAGACGUCCUUCAUCUACCGCCUUGAGCGGCAGGAGGUUGGGUCUGAAGAUUGGGUCCAGUGCUUCAGCAUUGAGAAAGCCGGAGCCGUAGAGGUGCCAGGGGACUGUGUACCUGCCGAGGGUGACUACCGCUUUCGUAUCUGCACAGUCAGCGAACAUGGCCGCAGUCCCCAUGUCGUGUUCAAUGGUUCCGCUCACCUCGUACCCACAGCUCGUCUGGUGUCGGGCCUGGAGGAUGUGCAGGUGUAUGAUGGGGAAGAUGCCGUCUUCUCCCUUGAUCUGUCCACCAUCAUCCAGGGCACUUGGUUCCUUAAUGGGGAACAGCUCAAGAGUACUGAGACCGAAGGCCAGGUGGAGCCUGGAGCCCUGCGCUACCGGAUGGAGCAGAAGGGCCUGCAGCACAGACUCAUCCUGCAAGCUGUCAGGCACCAGGACAGUGGAGCCCUGGUAGGCUUCAGCUGCCCUGGUGUGCAAGACUCUGCAGCGCUCACUAUCCAAGAAAGCCCAGUGCACAUCCUGAGUCCCCAGGACAAAGUGUCACUGACCUUCACAACCUCUGAACGGGUUGUGCUGACCUGUGAGCUCUCAAGAGUGAACUUUCCAGCAACCUGGUACAAGGAUGGGCAGAGAGUGGAGGAGAGUGAGUCACUCAUAGUAAAGAUGGACGGACGCAAACACCGGCUGAUCCUGCCUGAGGCUCAAGUCCAAGACAGCGGUGAAUUUGAAUGCAGAACUGAAGGAGUCUCAGCCUUCUUCAGCAUCACUGUUCAAGACCCCCCAGUGCACAUCGUGGACCCCCGGGAACAUGUGUUUGUACAUGCCAUCACUUCCGAGUGCGUCAUGCUCACCUGUGAGGUAGACCGAGAGGACGCCCCUGUGCACUGGUACAAGGAUGGGCAGGAGGUGGAGCAGAGUGACUUCAUGGUGCUAGAGAGGGAAGGGCCCCAUCACCGCCUGGUGCUGCCUGCAGCCCAGCCCUCCGACGGGGGCGAGUUUCAGUGCGUCGCAGGAGACGAACGUGCCUACUUCACAGUCACCAUCACAGACGUUUCCUCGUGGAUCGUGCACCCCAGUGGUAAAGUGUAUGUGGCAGCCGUACGCCUAGAGCGUGUGGUGCUGACCUGUGAACUGUGCCGGCCUUGGGCUGAGGUGCGCUGGACCAAAGAUGGGGAGGAGGUAGUGGAGAGCCCAGCCCUGCUCCUGGAGAAGGAAGAUACCAUCCGCCGCCUGGUGCUGCCCUCUGUCCAGCUUGAGGACUCUGGAGAGUACUUGUGUGAAAUCGAUGACGAGUCGGCUUCCUUCACUGUCAGCGUCACAGAGCCUCCUGUGCGGAUCAUAUACCCUCAGGAUGAGGUGACCUUGGUUGCUGUGAGUUUGGAAUGUGUGGUGCUGACGUGUGAGCUGUCUCGAGAGGAUGCUCCCGUGCGCUGGUAUAAGGAUGGGCUUGAGGUGGAGGAGAAUGAGGCCCUGGUGCUCGAGAGUGACGGGCCUCGUCGCCGUCUGGUGCUGCCGGCUGCCCAGCCGGAGGACGGGGGCGAGUUUGUGUGCGACGCUGGAGAUGACUCAGCCUUCUUCACUGUCACCGUCACAGCUCCACCGGAAAGGAUUGUGCACCCGGCAGCCCGAUCCCUGGAUUUGCAGUUCGGGGCUCCAGGACAUGUGGAGCUACGCUGCGAAGUGGCCCCAGCCGGGUCCCAGGUGCGCUGGUACAAGGACGGGCUAGAGGUAGAGGUGUCGGAGGCUCUGCAGCUGGGUGCCGAGGGGCCUGCCCGCACUCUCACCCUGCCGCACGCCCAGCCCGAGGAUGCCGGGGAGUAUGUGUGUGAGACCCGAGAUGAGGCUGUCACCUUCAACGUCAGCCUGGCUGAACUGCCAGUGCAGUUCCUGGCCCCGGAGGCAGCCCCGAGCCUGCUCUGUGUGGCUCCCGGGGAGCCAGUGGUGCUGAGCUGUGAACUGUCCCGAGCAAGCGCCCAAGUGUUCUGGAGCCAUAAUGGGAUCCCUGUGCAGCAGGGCGAAGGGCUGGAGCUGAGAGCUGAGGGUCCUCGCCGAAUCCUCUGCAUCCAGGCUGCGGACCUAGGUCACACAGGUGUCUACACCUGCCAGUCUGGGGCAGACCCAGGAGCCCCAAGUCUCAGCUUCAAUGUCCAGGUGGCUGAGCCCCCGGUGCGGGUAGUGGCCCCCGAGGCAGCCCAGACGAGGGUUCGAAGCACCCCAGGCGGGGACCUAGAGCUGGUGGUGCACUUCUCCAGGCCAGGGGGCCCUGUGCGCUGGUACAAGGACGGGGAGCGCCUGGUGAACCAGGGGCGGGUGCAGCUGGAACAAGCCGGGGCCAGGCAGGUGCUACGGGUGCGGGGGGCACGGAGAGGGGACGCUGGGGAAUACCUGUGUGACGUACCCCAGGACAGUCGCGUCUUCAUCGUCAGCGUGGAAGAACCCCCACCAGUGAGACUAGUCUCCGAACUGACCCCUCUGACGGUCCACGAGGGUGACGAUGCCACAUUCCAGUGUGAAGUUUCAACACCAGAUGCCCAAGUCACCUGGCUACGCAAUGGAGCCGUGGUCACUCCAGGGCCCCAGCUGCAGAUGGUCCAGAAUGGUUCAAGCCACACUUUGAUCAUCCGAGGCUGCCAACUCAAAGACACAGGGACCGUGACUGCACGAGUGGGAGCCACGGACACAAGCGCCAGGCUCCAUGUUCGAGAGACAGAGCUGCUGUUCUUGCGGCGGCUACAGGAUGUGCGGGCUGAAGAAGGUCAGGAUGUGUGCCUUGAGGUAGAGACCGGCCGAGUGGGUGCCGCUGGAGCCAUUCGCUGGUUACGAGGUGGGGAGCCUCUUCCCCUCGACUCUCACCUGACCACCACCCAGGAUGGCCGUGUCCACCGCCUCUCCAUCCAUGGUGUCCUACUUACCGACCAGGGUACCUACGGCUGCGAGAGUCACCAUGAUCGCACCCUGGCCAGGCUCAGUGUGAGGCCGCGGCAGCUGAGGGAACUUCGGCCUCUGGAGGAUGUGACUGUCAUUGAGGGGGGCAGCGCCACCUUCCAGCUGGAGCUGUCCCAGGAGGGUGUGACUGGAGAGUGGGCCCAGGGUGGAGUCCGGCUGCACCCAGGGCCCAAGUGCCACAUUUAUUCAGAAGGCCGUACUCACCGCUUGGUGCUCAGCGAUCUAGGUCUGGCUGACUCGGGCUGUGUCUCCUUCACUGCGGAUACCCUUCGAUGCGCUGCUCGGCUCUCAGUGAGAGAGGUCCCAGUGACUUUUGUGCGGGGGCCACAGGACCUAGAAGUGACUGAAGGUGACACGGCCACAUUCGAGUGCGAGCUUUCCCAGACUUUGGCUGACGCUGUGUGGGAGAAGGACGGGCAGGCACUCUCUCUAAGCCCGAGGCUCCGGCUCCAGGCUCUCGGCACACGCCGCCUUCUGCUGCUGCGGCGCUGCAAUUCCUCGGACACCGGCACCUACAGCUGCGUUGUGGGGACAGCCCGCGCCGGGCCCGCGCGCCUGACAGUGCGCGAGCGCGAGGUGUGUGUGCUCCGUGAGCUCCGGUCCGUUAGCGCCCGCGAAGGAGACGGCGCCACGUUCGAGUGCACAGUGUCUGAGGCCGAGACCCCCGGGCGCUGGGAGCUCGGAGGCCGUGUCCUGAGACCCGGAGACCGCGUCCGCAUCCGACAGGAAGGGAAGAAACACAUUCUGGUACUGAGCGAGCUGCGAGCCGAGGACACCGGUGAAGUCUGCUUCCAGGCGGGACCCGCCCAGUCCUUGGCUCGGCUGGAGGUGGAGGCGUUGCCUCUCCAGAUGUGCCGCCGCCCACCUCGCGAGAAGACGGUUCUGGCUGGCCGCAGGGCGGUCUUGGAGGUGACUGUGUCCCGCCCUGGAGGCUACGUGUGUUGGUUGCGGGAGGGGGUCGAAUUGUGUCCCGGAAACAAGUAUGAGAUGCGCAGCCACGGCCCCACCCACAGCCUGGUCAUCCGUGACGUCCGACCUGAGGACCAGGGCAUCUACAGCUGCCAGGCGGGCCAGGACAGUGCUGACACACAGCUGCUGGUAGAGGGUGACUAGCGGACUGAACCCGACCCAGCAUUGACAGUACGGAAGGAGGCGUGUACCCUUACACUGGGCAUGGUGGAUGGGGAGGAGUCAGAGAUAGCGAAACAAUAAAAACAAACAAACAAACAAACAAA